CCAGUGACGGCCUGGCGCCCACAUUUGAAGCACCGGGGUCAGGACAUCCCGGCAACGGCUUCUAUCAAAGCUGACAAAGAGCAUUUGCUCGCCUUUGAUCUGACCAAGGCCCUGCUGCUACCGAGCGACGUGGUCGGCAGCGACCACGUCCCAGACACCCGGUUGGUCAAAUCGUCGGUGAAGUCCAUGGCCAGGGCCAUUCAAAAACAACACUUGGUUUUGGAGCGCAUCCACCGGCUUAGGCAGAAAGCCAACGACACUGCCAGCCAGGUUGAAAGCCUUCAAGCCGAGCUCGGCCAGGCUAAAGCUUCUCUCGAGAUGGCCAAUGCGGAUAAUAAUAGGCUGCUCGGUCAGCUGAAUGCAGCCGAGAAGAAACAAAGUGAGCUCCAGACCGAGGUGGACACCCUCAAGAAGUCAGAGAAGAAAGCUUACCGGGCUGCUAACAACGCCGGUUUUAACGAGGCCGAGCAGAGCUAUAAAAAGCAAGUCUUCGCUACUCAAGACAUCUACUUCAAGGCCGGCUGGAAGUCCGCCUGCGAACACCUCAGCCAAGGCUCCGACACCGACGUAUUUGCCAACCCUCCUCCAGCUUCGCUACCGGUCUACCUUGUGCCUUACGCAAACGACGUAUUCAGCGCCCUGCAAGCGGAGGCUGAGGAAGGACUUGAGGACGGAGAGGGUGACACAGAUUCUGAGGCAGAGGAGGCCGAGGUGCAAGAGCAGCCCGGCAAUGCUGAGCCCGGUGUCGAAGACGUCAGUCCUACCAUCAACCUGGAUGCUGGCGAGGACGAGUUCACCAAUCUCUCCCCCCUAGUUUAGUUCUCUUGUUCUUUUUUUGUAUUUUUGCUUUCAAUACUUUGGAUGUAACCGGGCUCUGUCCCCACCUUUGUACUGAAUUUCUUAUCAAUGAAAAU
Messenger RNA from Camellia sinensis, 914 nucleotides. RefSeq lists its product as uncharacterized. Lineage: Eukaryota; Viridiplantae; Streptophyta; Magnoliopsida; Ericales; Theaceae. The record is from RefSeq and is a predicted model, not a curated record.